This is a messenger RNA of Annulohypoxylon truncatum, 177 nucleotides long. RefSeq lists its product as uncharacterized. The transcript has 2 exons. The record is from RefSeq and is a predicted model, not a curated record. Bases 1 to 177 code for a protein of 58 amino acids. Lineage: Eukaryota; Fungi; Ascomycota; Sordariomycetes; Xylariales; Hypoxylaceae. Gene Ontology annotation, biological process: protein secretion.
AUGGCUCCUCCGACGUAUAUCAUUUCCCGCGUGGCAGACCCGAUCUUCGCCAUGGUCAUUGGUCUCGGAGCAGCUGCUACAAGAAUCAACCGUGAAGGGAAAGAGAAAGGGAGGACAACACAGCAGACUAUCGCGGCCGGGAAGAGACGAGUUAGUAACAUCUUCAAGUCAACAUAA